AUGUCACACGCAACAACAAGAUCCAACCUUCAGAUCAAUUUCUUUCGAUACAAUAGAAUUACAGAGAUUAGCAUCUGUUAUUCCUCUUGUUUGUCUCGGGAUCUCAUGACUAAAGCCUCCUCAAACAGUGGCAUCAUGAUCACAGAUACAAACUCCAGCGAUGUUUGCAAGGCACCAUUUGAAGUCCCAGCUUGUGAAUUCUAUAAACGAAGCGCGCUUUUCCAUGGCGGAGAUAUGGUCGAGGUCGUUUUAGAGCCUUCCAAAGGCGAGACGGGCAAUGAAAAACGAGUGGUGUCUUGCACCGUUCUGUCCUAUUAUUCGAAAAUCUGUGAGGAGAAACUCAGGUUGUUUCGAAGUAAAGGUGACAGAGAUUCCGACGAUGUCAAUGGUCAAAGCAAUCAUAAUGCGAUCUUGGAGUUAAACCAGUGGGAUGUCGAGACUUUCGAUAUGGCACUCCAGUGGAUGUAUACUGGCAAUAUCGUCAUCCAUCUCGCGGACCCCAAACCUUUUGAAGCAAUCCGAUUGUAUAUUCAAUUUUUCAAGAUUGCAAAGGCGUUGGAACUCAAGGGCUCUUACUCGAAUGUAGAAAGAAAUCUCACAGUUGAACUUGCCACUGCAUCGGCAGAAGAAUAUGAUGAAGAUGACGAGGAUGAGGACGAGAAGUCAUCUAUUAUAAGCUCCGCGUUUAAGGAAAUACUGAAAGAUGCAUUUGCAUAUCCCAUUGAGAAACAAAUCCGAGAGCUCCUGGCGAGCUUUUUGCUCAAACCGUAUGUAAAGCACUUACUAUGCUCUGAUACAAAUGCGACAAAGGCAAAGGAGUUUAAGAAGUUGUUUGAAGAAAUUGAGGGUCUUGAAUUGGAUGUUCUGAGGUUAGUCGGUGGAUCGUUGAGUAGUCUUUCGAUGGGUAAAGUGGAUAGUGAUGGGUAUUCGAGAUCGACGAUGUGGUGUCCGUUGACGGAAUUGAGAUUUGAUACGGGGAGUGUGUAUAAGGUGGGACAGUUUGUGAAGAAGACGAAGUUGAGUGAUCCGGAGAGUAUGUAUAAGGUGGGACAGUUUCCGCGAAGUUGAGUGAUACUUGAGCAUUGUGUUGUUUGGUUGUAAGGGUGGUUCUUUGAGCGGCGUUGGUGGUGUUCUGAGGAUAGAGUUUGAGAUAUCCAUGGAUCUUACCUAGUAUU
Botrytis deweyae is the source of this 1175-nucleotide messenger RNA. RefSeq lists its product as uncharacterized. NCBI's taxonomy places the organism in Eukaryota, Fungi, Ascomycota, Leotiomycetes, Helotiales, Sclerotiniaceae. Bases 1 to 1068 code for a protein of 355 amino acids. The record is from RefSeq and is a predicted model, not a curated record. The transcript has 3 exons.